This is a messenger RNA of Entrophospora sp. SA101, 453 nucleotides long. The record is from the annotation of a GenBank genome assembly. Lineage: Eukaryota; Fungi; Glomeromycota; Glomeromycetes; Entrophosporales; Entrophosporaceae.
AUGGAAGAGGUAUUAAUAUCACAAGAUUAUUUAGAUCAUUUACAAAGAGAAGAUGAUUGUAGCACUUCUACAACAUUACAAAGAAGAUCUGGUGUUUGGGAGUUUUUUGAUUAUGAUAAACAAGAAUCUAAAAAUGGUCAUCGUUGGGCUACUUGUUUUAAAUGUAAUAUGCAUUGGAGUCAGGGUAGACCUGUUGAACUUGAAGAGCAUAUUGCUUUAUAUUGUACAACUCAAGUAAAAGAAAUAAUUCAAUUUUAUUCUCAGAUUGUUGCUAAACGAAAAGGCAAAGGUAGUCAAGCAGUGUCUUCUAAUGUAAUACAGGGAAUAGAACCAACUAAAAAAAAAAGGAAGGCAGCAACAAAUCAAACAUUAUUGAGUGACUUUAUAGAAAGUACAAAACUAACUUCUCAACGUGAAAAUGCCAUUAAUUCAUCACUUCUUAGAGCAUUUAUU